Messenger RNA from Ixodes scapularis (black-legged tick), 2414 nucleotides. RefSeq names its product zinc finger CCCH domain-containing protein 11B. Bases 379 to 1560 code for a protein of 393 amino acids. The record is from RefSeq and is a predicted model, not a curated record. NCBI's taxonomy places the organism in Eukaryota, Metazoa, Arthropoda, Arachnida, Ixodida, Ixodidae. Gene Ontology annotation, molecular function: metal ion binding. The transcript has 13 exons.
AGCGUUGGCCUGCCUUCUGUUCGAUACCUUUGGCUCGUUCGGGCCCUAACAUCGGUACGUUCGCGGCUUCCUCGACCUGCGGUGACGACCUCUCGGCGUCCGCCCACGCAGCAAAGACCCCAAAGACGCCGCUGCCCAACCCUGAUGCGUGCUGGUGGCGACUAGGAUGUCCUCUCCCGGCCGGCUGCCGUGCCCUCGCCACUCUUCGUCCUUCGUCGUGCCCGGACUGUAAGGCGGUGCCCCUUCCUGGGGUAGCACAAGGGAACACACUCUGCUCGAGGAGGAGCGAGGUGGCAGCGUCUAGUUGAGGGAUUGGAACCAGGUUUGAGCGUGACUGGGGAAGAAGCCCAAAGCCCGAGGUAGCACCAAGCAAAAGUGAUGGCUGCCAACCAUGACAGGAAGAAUGACGACUGCUACUUUUACUUUUACUCGACGUGCACCAAGGGGGACGACUGCCCCUUCCGGCACUGCGAAGCAGCCCUGGGCACGGAGACGGUGUGCCCGGCCUGGAAGGAGGGCAACUGCCUCAAGAAGACCUGCAAGUUCCGGCACAUGGAGAGCAGGAAGAACCGGUCCCAGAUCCCCUGCUACUGGGAGAACCAGCCCAGCGGCUGCCGCAAGCCCCACUGCGUGUUCCUGCACAGUCGGCCGAGGGCGGCCAUUCCGGACGUGCUGGGCCAGCAGCGGGCACAGGGCUUGAUUUUGCCCGUGCCCGCUCCAGUCGUAGCGUCGCCCGCGGAGGCAGCAGCGGCCGCGGCAGCCAUGGUGGUGGCGGCGGGACCCAAGCAGCCCGACCUGACGGCCACUCUGCCCCAAGCCAUCGAGCCGGUCGUGGUCAACUUUGACGAAGAGUCGGACACGGAGAGCACUGCGGAGAGUCCACAGAAGCGCCCUCCAGCCACGCCCCGUAGACUGCAGCUGACAACAAACCACGGAGGACAAGAAGAUAUUCAAGUAAAAACUCUCCACCAAAUCCGACAAGAGAGACUCCAAGGAACCCUCGAACCAGAAAAGGUUUCAAGCUCAGGCCAAGAAGCCCUGGACGCAGACUCCGAGAGGCUACACGAGCAGGAGUUACUGCACCGAAUCCUGGCGCAGCCCGAGGUCUACUCGGUUCUUCGAGUUGAAAGCGACGACCUGAGAGAUAAGCUGCUGAGAAGAAAACGGAGGUUUGACCCAGAUGACAAUGGAUGCGCAGAUGUAAAGCAAGCAAGGAUGACUGAAGUUAAGCAAGGCGAGAAACUGACGUCGGAGAGGCGUGUUCGCAUCAAGAGGCCAGUCUUCGGAGUGAUUUCCCCUGUCAAGUUCCCUCCUUCGAACGAGGCUCCGCUGAGACAGCAGCAUGUUUUCUCCGUUGCAGACAGGACCGAGCAUAUCAGGAACCAAGAGACUGCAGUCAGUUCAAGCACUCCGGAUGCAGAACCCGAAGCUCCCAAAUCCCCGGAUAAUCUGGGAGACUACCUGGAACUCGAAGCGAUGGAACCGGAUGACCUGGACGAAUCUUGCCUCAAGAAAACCACGACUGAUCUCAUGAACGAACUGGAGGACAUGCUUCAGUGAUCUCCCUUUGCUCCGUUGUCAUGUCCCUAGACGGAUUAAUUAGGCACUGAAAAAGAUUUCCUUUCGGUAUUUGGACACCAAAAAAGGCUGGUUCACACCGUUGCGUUUGAGUGUGAUCGACCGCGCCACCACUACCCGUGUGGUCUCUUGUCGAAAGCCGUCACAAAUGGUCGUAGUGUAAUCGAUCAGAGUCAAGAGCAAAUUAUGUAAACCAGUUUUAGAAUCUUCGGUGAACGUACUUAAACACACACGGUGGACACGGAUAAAGCUUUGGGGAUCAUGAGCUAAAUUUAAUGGCUCAUAAAAGAGGGAGAAGAGAGCGUUAGGGGAAGCCUAUCUCAGGGCUAACUACGUCUCCCCUUUCUACUGACUGCUAAGUUCCAACGUCCGCUGUUGUUGUCCGUAACAGCCACGGGCGGACGAUACCAGUUAAGAGUUCUAUCUGCGUGUGCCCAUAUGUAUAUUACAGCACUUUUAGUAUUUGCUUCAGGGGAAGAAAUUUCUCCUUUUCGCGCCUAAGCAUCUGGACUACUCCUGUACGCAUUCAGGUGUUGUGCGGCCAUUAGAGCGAAGUUUAUACACCAUUACACAUUGUCAUUGAAAUUCAACCUGACAUUCAUCCAUCCACACCUUUCAGGCAAUUCGUGAUGCCAUUUCUUAUGCAGCUUUCUUCAGAAAGUGCUCAAGAUAAGUUUUUGGAGGAAGUCCUCCGAUGCGAGUUUGGUAUUACAAAUGUGAUCGAUAAUAUUUUUUGCGCGUGGUUAAAGUUAGUUGCAGUGUCAAAUUGUUACGUUGUUUUAGAUGCUGAUACAAGCAAUGCUGCUAGGAUUGAAAUGUCAGGAUGUUCGCUGCAA